AUGAUAAGAAUGGUACUUAAGUUUGUCGUAAUGGUGAUAGUAUGUGCACAAAUCUUAGCUCCAAUCGCUGAAGCUGCUCAAGGAAAAGCUGUCUUUUACGAUCCUCCCUACACUCGGUCUGCUUGUUAUGGGACACAACAUGAUACAAUGGUAGUCGGACUCAAGAGCAAUCUGUAUCAAGGAGGUCUUGCUUGUGGUCGGAGGUACAGGGUUCGAUGCAUUGGUCCUACAUACGACUUUCCGAGAGCGUGUACCGGACAUACUGUGGACGUUAAGGUAGUUGAUUUUUGUCGGGAGCCUUGCGAUGGCGAUCUUAAUCUCUCUCGUGACGCUUUUGGGGUCAUUGCUAAUACUGAUGCCGGUAACGUCCUGGUCGAAUACACUCCGUAA
Molecule: messenger RNA, 390 nt
Organism: Arabis nemorensis
Lineage: Eukaryota; Viridiplantae; Streptophyta; Magnoliopsida; Brassicales; Brassicaceae
Source: the annotation of a GenBank genome assembly